AUGUUUUAUAGCGUAGAAGACACAUGUCAUUGUGUAGUUGCAGUGGGAGACAUCGCAUGCUUUUGUUUCAUAUUGCAUGACAUUUAAAAUUAAAAUGGCAGUCGCUUCGUCAAGGGUUGAUCGAGUUGACAAAGUUAUGUAUUUAUAUGAAUGCUCCAUUUGUUUUGAAUAUUUUAAUGAUCCAAAGCAGUUGCCUUGUCGUCAUUCGUUUUGCUGCGUUUGCCUGGAAACGUUUGUGGAUAAACAACGUUCGAUCGCAGCCAGAGAGUCGAGAGAGGUCACCGAAUUCGAUUGCCCAUAUUGUCUUUCCAAGUUUACGUUGAGUCCCGAAGAUCAAGUAGCAGGACUACCAAGCAAUGAUUUUCUUCGCAAAUUACUACAAGUUGUCCAACCGAAACAAGGGGAAAGUGCUCCUAACUGUUCUCUCUGCGACGAGCUGGCAAUUAUUGUAUGCGAAGAAUGUGAAAAGGUCUUGUGUAAAGAUUGCCACAUUGAACACAAAAGUUUGUCGGAAUUCCAAGAGCACGAAGUGCGAUCAUUGAGUCACAUGCUUGAUCCUGACCAAGUGGCAAAAAUUGGAACGCAUAAAAUGCGUUGUGUGCUUCAUAGAAAUGUUUCCCCAAAUUUUUACUGCGAAACGUGCGAGGAGCUGAUUUGUUUACGCUGUAUAAGCAGCCGAGGCAAGAUAUAUAUCCACACGGAACCUGAUCACGUUUGUGUCGGCGUUCACGAAGUGGAUUCAAAGCUACGCGCGGCACUAAAAUUAAACUGUGAGGCAACCGACGCUAAUUUAACCGAAGGAAAACAUGCGUUACAAGUCAUCGACAACAGUACAAACUAUCAUAAAGAGACUGCGGACCGGCUUAUAUUUCAAAUUCGUACACAACAAGAAAAAGUCCUGAACGAUUUUACCGAAAUAUUAAACGAGAAAGCGCAAGACAUGAUAAAUAUUGUCAACCAGGAAUAUAAUCCUGUUGUAGGUGGGUUGCGCUCCUGUCGUAGGUGGGUUACGCUCCUGCUGUAGGUGGAUUGCGCUCCUGUUGUAGGUGGGUUGCGCUAACAACUCUCAAUCAUCAUGCAGAUGGCGAUCAACCUGUAUGUACUCGAGAUCUGUAGUUAUGAGUGAGAAAAUGUUUUAAAAUUAUUUUCCUUGUUUGUAGUUGGUUUACUUUAGUUACAUUUCAGAACCAUCUUCAAAAUAUGAAAAACCGUAGUCUGCGGCGCUCAUUGGGUUAGGGCACAGAAUAAAGACAUACAGAAGUGUAUCUUCUUAUUAAAAGUGCGUAAGGGAUUUUUUCAGUCCGUCAUGUUCUUAGCAAGUGCCCUAAAGAGAGGCAGUCACCCCCCUGAAAACAUAUUGAAAAUGUAAUAUUCCAGGGGGGUGAAUGCCUCUCUUUAGGGCACUUGCUAAGAACAUGGCCGCCAGCUAUUUCGGUAAAAAAGGCCUUACGGUUUUGUAAUGGAAGUUACAUUUCUGUAUGUCUUUAUUCUGUGGUUAGGGUUUCAUAGACAAUAGACACAGGGUUUCGUAACUCCAGAAGUAGCCUGCUUGCCGCCCGAAAUUUCAAACGUAUUAUAUGUGCUUUUUUUUUCUGUGUUGGUGGGCAUUUUGGGCAUUUUGUUGGUGGGCAUUUUGGGCAUUAUGGGCAUUUUUUUUCAGAAUAGACCCAUUGCACAUGACGUCACAGCGCCGGUGGCGAUGCAUCUGGAGGACAAAUUAGCAAUCUAUGCAUAAAAAACUUUUUUAAACAAAGCAAAUUUUGCAAAACUUUAUAAUAAUUUUGUAUUAAAAUGGUUAGUUUUUGCGCUGUAUGUGGUCGUUGUACCCGAACAGAUAUUGUUAACAUCUGGAGGACACUCUAAGGAUUUGUGACGUCAGUGCAAUGGGUUUAUAUGCGUUUAUUGUUCAAAAGAAUGAACGCGAUUCCGAAGAUUGAUAUUGCGACCAUUCCAAACACCUUUUUAUAGGUAACCUUUGUUUCCAACGCGAAAGGAUGUCAGGAUACGUGAAAAAGGUAGAAAGGUCGCUGGGAGAGACGAAAUCUCUCUUGGAGACUGGAAAUAUUGCAGAGAUAUUGUCCGCUCAGGAAGAGAUCGUGGAGAAUAACGUGAUUUUGGAAAAAGAGCGAGAAAAUAAUAUACCACGGGAACCAUGUCUUGUUGAAGACUUUAAUGAAAGCAUGAUUGUGGGCGAAAUUGAUGCUUGUGAUAUUCUUAGAGAGUUGUUAGCGAUAGAAGGUAAGGUAACGGUUGGUGAACCGCAUUAAAAUACGUGUGAAAACGAAUCAAUUGAUGAUUCCAGCUAUAUAGACUAAAUUUUGAUCUAGGCAAGAAGAACAAAAUCCACAGCCCGAAAGAGCAUGUUAAAAUUAGUAAAAUUGCAAACUGUUUGGUUGCGAAAUGUUGUAAAAUGAGGCAAAAUAUAGCCCUACGAAAUUUGCGAAUUUUGUAUUAAUUUGUAUUACGCACGGGAAAAUGCACCACUUUCGGCCCAAAUUUGGUGCAUUUUCCCGCGCGAAAUGCUCAAUAGGCAAAAUUUGUUCGCGCGAGUCGAAGACGAAGUGAAAAACAAAUUUUGACAAACUGAACGUUCCCUGACGAAUUUUCAGAUGAUGUUUUUUGUUUCUGCAAUUUUGUUUAGAAUUGCACAAGAACUCUUCGAUAAUGAGAGACGAACGACAGCUAGGCAAAAAGCUUCGAGCUUUAAUCGAUAUGCCCUUCGUAUGGACACUUUGUUACAGAGCGUCUGACGAUGGCUGGAGAGCCCAGGACUUUCACAACUUGUGUGACAAAAAAGCUCCAACAGUAAUUUUGGUGAAAGUCGGAGAAAAUAUCUUUGGUGGUUACGCAGAUCAAAACUGGCAAGGUAGGUGUUUUAGAAUGUUAGAUCUUUCAUGUUACCAAUGAAUUUUAACAACAAAAAGAAACGAAGAAAAACUAAUUCGCAUUGGCAUUGUCCUCGACAGGGGGAGGGUGCUGUAUUCGCACCGCUUGUUCCCAGUUGUUGUGACAAGUCUGGAACAAGUUGUUAUCACCUUGUUACAAGGUUGAUGACAGUAACAGACUUGUUACAAGUUGUUCCAACAAGACUAAUACAGGCUUUUCGUAACAAAUUGCUACAAGCUUGUUGUCGUCAAUUUGUUAACAACAUGUUACAUGCAGACGAUAUCAGACUUGUUGGAACAACUUGUUGCGAGUCUUUUGGCCUCAUCAACCUUGUUACAAGAUGAUAGUUCCACACUUGUCAACAACUUGGGAACAAGCAGUGCGAACUCAUCUUGUUGACAAGAUGUGAGAUUUUUGCGUGUGUAAUUUGAAUAGCCCAUUAUAUAUUUUUUAGAAUGACCCAAACAUUCUAACCAAAAAUUAUAUUUCGGUUUUUCUCAUUCGUUUUAUUUCAGGUCAACAUGUGUCCAAGAGGUCUGAAGGCUGUUUUUUAUUUUCUCUACGAAACGAACACAAUUUACUGCCUUUCAAAUGUCCAUUGAUAGAGGGAAGAUCUGGCAGUGCAAUCUGUUGUUACCCUGAACGCGGUGCAGUAUUUGGCACCUGGGGCCCAGAUUUGUUAAUCUCUGACAAUGCUAAUGAGAACGUAGACUCGUGCAGCAACCUUGGAAAAGUUUAUCAACCCCCUUUUGGAUAUGAAUUUGGUACACCAGAAACGCAGUCACUUCUGGCUGGAAAUUAUAAAUUCACACCAUGUGAAAUUGAAGUGUUUUGCCUAGACUGAGCAUAAGUUGAUUUUACUAAACACUAUAGCAGAUACUGGUCAUGCAGUGAGUAGAUUUCGAAAUACUGAUACCAUAUCAAUAAUUUUCAUUUAAUUUAAUAUGAAAAAAAAC
Molecule: messenger RNA, 3842 nt
Organism: Paramuricea clavata
Lineage: Eukaryota; Metazoa; Cnidaria; Anthozoa; Malacalcyonacea; Plexauridae
Source: the annotation of a GenBank genome assembly